Messenger RNA from Lodderomyces oxycetoniae, 1044 nucleotides. Its product is annotated as ketoreductase. Gene Ontology annotation, cellular component: endoplasmic reticulum. The transcript has a single exon. NCBI's taxonomy places the organism in Eukaryota, Fungi, Ascomycota, Pichiomycetes, Serinales, Debaryomycetaceae. Gene Ontology annotation, biological process: fatty acid elongation. Gene Ontology annotation, molecular function: ketoreductase activity. The record is from RefSeq and is a predicted model, not a curated record. Bases 1 to 1044 code for a protein of 347 amino acids.
AUGAGUCAAAUUGAUCAGUUAUUACUGUCAUUCUCUGAAAACAAAGUUGUGUAUUAUGCAUUAUUAUUUGCUUUACUCUUUGGAGUAGUAAAAGUCACAAUCUUGACACUCAAAUUUGUAUCUUUAAUUGCUGAUAUUUUCAUAUUACCUGCUGUGGAUUUCACCAAGUACGGAGCCAAUCAAGGCAACUGGGCGGUUGUUACGGGAGCCUCUGACGGAAUUGGGAAAGAAUUUGCUUUGCAAUUGGCCAAACGUGGCUUGAGUAUUGUUUUGGUAUCGAGAACUCAAUCUAAAUUAGAAGCUAUUGCAAAUGAAAUUUCUUCAAAGUAUAAAGUCAACACCAAGAUUGUUGCAUUUGAUGCUUCUACUGAUGACGAGGAAAAUUAUUCAGCUUUGAAAAAAAGCAUCUUUGAUAUACCCGUUACUGUGUUGAUCAAUAAUGUUGGACAAUCACAUUCUAUUCCCGUUCCGUUCUUGGAAACUGAAACUAAGGAAUUAAAGGAUAUUAUCACCAUCAACAAUACUGCUACAUUAAGGAUCACUCAAAUUGUUGCACCUGUGAUUAAGUCCAGUGUUGAGAAAUCCCACAAGAAAGUCAAAGGUUUAAUUUUGACCAUGGGUUCAUUUGGUGGGUUGUUGCCAACGCCAUACUUGGCCACUUAUUCGGGUUCAAAAGCAUUUUUACAAGCUUGGUCAAAUGCUUUGGCGGGCGAAUUGAGUUCGUUUGGUAUAGACGUUGAUUUGGUGAUUUCUUAUUUGGUGACAUCUAGCAUGUCUAAGAUCAAACGGCCAUCAUUGACUAUCCCUACUGCUAAGCAGUUUGUUGCAUCGACAUUGCGAACAGUUGGUCGCAGAAACGGUGCGCAAGAAAGAUAUGCUACGAAUACACCAUACUGGUCACACGCAUUGAUGCACUUUGCUAUUGAGAAUACUGUUGGUGUUUAUUCGAAAUUUGCAAAUAGAAUGAAUUUGAAUAUGCACAAAAGUAUCAGGCAAAGAGCAUUAAGGAAACAAGCGAGAUUAGCUGCAGCAAAACAGGACUGA